Messenger RNA from Malaya genurostris, 5835 nucleotides. Its product is annotated as monocarboxylate transporter 14. Lineage: Eukaryota; Metazoa; Arthropoda; Insecta; Diptera; Culicidae. Bases 1521 to 4079 code for a protein of 852 amino acids. Gene Ontology annotation, biological process: transmembrane transport; monocarboxylic acid transport. Gene Ontology annotation, molecular function: monocarboxylic acid transmembrane transporter activity. The record is from RefSeq and is a predicted model, not a curated record. The transcript is spliced from 6 exons.
UCCCGUUGUGUCUUGGCUCAGUCUUGCAGUGUUCGUCAGUCAGUGAAGAUAUAUUGGUACGCCGUUCGGUGCAUUCAUUCUCGAGUUCUACUGAUCGCUCUCUUUCUCCACUCUCAACAGCGGUGAUUUAUUCGUCGGCGAAUCGAUAAGACAUUUUGCAGUACGUCACAAAAUACCAGGCGCGCUCAUCAUCGCAAAACACUUGCGCUCUCGUCGCUUUGUUGUGCACGGAAGCAAACAGCGUUCGUUUAAAACACAAUCUUUCAAGAAUCAAGAGGAAACGAAGAUUUCUCCCGCGUCACUCGUGACUACCGUCGCUUGCGUAAAGGUGUAAAAGGGACUUACUUAAUCGGUUGCCUCUUUCUCUCUCUUAAAAAAGAAAGCAGCAAAAUCAAACAAGUAUUCCGUUCCGAGAAGUGUAGUAUCAGCGAAAAAAUAUUUGCCAUUGCCAGUUCAGAGCUGCGACUGAAAGCAAUCCCCGAUCCCAGUGUUUGAUCCCAGAACCAUGUGGGCCGUUUCUAAGGCGAAAGAAGCCUGACACGACUAGUUUCGUGAAAUCGUGAACUGCUAUACAAAAUCGUAGUGAUUGUUCUUGUCUCCUUGUCCGGCAAGGAGAGCUAUCGCGUACUUACCGCCAGCACGGCAGGAUAUAAAAUUAACAGCUUCGAGGAUUGACCAGCCCGGAACGUAACCGACUUGAUGAAAAGAAAACCAGUGCUAACCGAAUUGAACCAACUCAUAGCGAUACCUAUGUAUUGCAGCAGGGAUUUUCCAAGCACAGUGAGCAAUUGUCAGCGUUAUACCGCCAAGGAUCCCCGCCUUAGAUCCAGCCAAGUUAUUUCAUCGACGUUAAUACGACCGGAUAAGAUCGCCACCCGUCAGCCCAGUUGAAAGAGUCACCCAUCACAACAACAACAACAAUUAGUGAUUGCCCUCGGGUGAACACAGCUUCAAAGCAUAUAAAACAGUACGGUAUAUGUGUGUGUAUCUGUGUAUGUCCCGAUCGAAAGCAUAGCCUACUGUAAGCGCAUAUAUCAAAAGUGAAAGAUCAUUAGCCGAGUCAGCGUUGUUUUUCUAACGCUACUCGUAACAGCUACACAGUAGAUCACGCCAGCCGAGAACGACGUGUUCGAUUAGUUUUGAGUUCUAUUAUCACAUCGCUAGACGCACAUGUAAACAGAUCUCUCCCGCGAAGGAUUGUGACGAUACAGUACGGAAUCAUUCUCUCUUACUCUCUAUUUUUUUAUGUGUUGCAAUCUUAUCACGUGCGUAGCUAAUUAAUCAAUGUGCAUCGUCUACUGCCAACGACAUUUGGAAGCUCUUCCACAUCAGGAUUCCGGUGUUUGGAAUUUUAAAUUGAUUGAAUAAACUAGUUCGAAACGUGACAAUACUGCUCCGGUACUCCGGUUAGCGCCAAUUAUCCGCGAAAACCAUAGCGCCUUUGAUGCGCGCAACUAGUGGGACCACAUCCCAUCGAAACCAAUUUCAUUACCUAGUAAUAACACACACAAACGAGCAAAAUGGUGGUUGAAAUUCAAAUCACCGAUCCUAGCAAUAAGAUCGUCACGGUUCGAAGCAACACCGACAAUCAACAUAAUAGUAAUAACAAUUAUACUAGUGAUAACAACAACUACAACGGCAAUACCCGAUUCGGUCAGGAGGAGCUGGAAGCACUCAAAACGACCUUGCUCAACUCCAAUGAAGUGACCUUCUGUGAUCUGUCCGAUAAUGAGAAGGAUGACCGUCCAAUGAUGUCUCAGCUGACGGUGGCCGAUAUCAAGAAGAAAAGGCGAUUGAAUUCCGUCAACUCGGAAGCCGACUCGAUUCUAUCGUCCUACCAGGAACCGGUCAAAGCUAAACCCAAAAUUCCAGAUGGAGGUUAUGGCUGGGUGGUGGUCUUUUCGUCGGUGAUGAUCUCGCUGAUCAUGGAUGGCGUUUCGUUUUCCUUCGGGCUGAUGUACACCGAAUGGUUGGACUAUUUCGGAGAGUCCAAAUCGAAAACCGCUUGGGUUGGUUCGCUGUUUAUUUCCGUUCCCCUGCUAUCCGGACCAAUCAUGUCCAAUCUAGUGGAUCGGUACGGUUGCCGAAAGAUGACUAUGCUGGGAGGUUUCAUCGCAACGAUCGGUUUCGUCCUUGCAGCAUACUGCACAACCGUCGAACAGCUGUACUUCACGUUCGGUAUCCUUGCUGGCAUUGGUCUAGGUUUCGGAUAUGUUACGGCCGUGGUUGCGAUCGCGUUCUGGUUCGACAAAAGGCGAACAUUUGCGACCGGAAUCGGUGCUUCCGGAACAGGCAUUGGUACCUUCCUGUACGCUCCGUUUACGCAGUGGUUGAUCGAGAUAUUCGGUUGGCGAGGCACAACAUUGAUCCUGGCCGGAACCCUGUUCAACAUUUGCGUGAUGGGCGCUCUCAUGCGUGAUCCCGACUGGAUGAUCGAGGAAAGUAAACUGGAAAGUCGAUCACAGAGUAUGCAAACCUUCUCCAACUCUAGUGUUUGCCUGGAUGAAAUCAAGAAAAUGAUUGAAACUGGCAUUCCCAAAGAGCACCUGCUGGAUACACUGGUGACUAACGUGAAUACCGAAGCGAACCAAGUUAUCGCUCCAGACAACCCGGCACUGACGAAAAAGUAUUCAAGUGAGCUAACACUGCCCACGUUUUUGAAGUUCGAUCACGAGCUCACACGUCCAAAUCCUCAGAUUGGCAGUCGCCGUUCUCUUCGACAAGCCAUUCUGGCCAAAGAAACCUUCCGAAAGUUGGAGGAAGUUCUGGCACCAUGCGAAGACAAACAACCUGCUCAUGCAAAACUCGCUAGCUCUGAGACAUUGAACUCUCAGGAGAAAUUAUCGAGUUAUCUUGAAAACGGUGAACCGGAUCAUGGAUCGUCUAUGGCAACUCUGAGUGUGGCCUCGCUCGAAGACGCUUAUCUCAGUGAACACCGUCAGAAAGAACUCCGAGAAUCCCGGGUUGGUCUAAGUUCGUGGUCACUCGAUGAGAAAUCCGUUCCAGCGAAAAAGGAUGUUGACGAAGUAAGCCGUCGAUCGGUCCGCAAAACCUCACUGGAUGUGGUGUACGAAAACGAAAUCUUCAACCCUAAUGUCGAUACUGCCGUCACGUUACUAGUGCCGAAACAGAAACGAUUGGAACCGAAACACAACGGCGGUCUGAAGCGUUCGAACACGCACUCACACCACCAUGCUAGGUAUUCCAAUUUUUUGAAGGAUAUGCGUGUACACAAGAAUUCGAUUCACUAUCGAGGAGCCCUACUGCAUACACACCGCUACCGCCUGAAGGCGUCCUCCUGUCCGAACAUCUAUCGAAAUUCCAUGACUACGAUUGCGCGCGAAAAGGAAGAGAUAUUCAUUGUGCCUUCUCGUUCUGGUCGGUUGAGAACCUGGUACGACGGUUUCAUCGAUGCGAUAAAGACGAUGUUCGAUUUUUCAUUGUUCUUAGAAUUCAAAUUUGGCAUGUUGUCACUAUCGACCUUGCUACUGUUUACCUGGUACAUCAUACCCUAUUUCUACAUCCCUGACUUCAUGCUGCUGCACGGCUACAGUGAACAAGAGGGAGCCAACAUGAUAUCGAUCAUCGGUGUUGCCAGUAUGGUUGGUAUGGUUGUUCUCGGGUGGCUCGGUGAUCAACUCUGGGUAGAUGUCACCAAGUACUAUGGCGUCUGUUUGGGAUUUUGUGGGCUUUCGGUGGCUUGCGUUCCGAUCUGUGUCACCAACUACUACAUCAUGGCGAUUUUGAGCAUCGUGUUUGGAUUUACCUUUGCCAGUACCUAUUCCUUCACGCCCAUUAUUGUCGUUCGGCUGGUGAGCCUGGACGAUUUCACCAUCGCGUAUGGACUGUGCCUGCUGAUACAGGGCAUCGGGAGUUUGAUAGGACCACCGCUGGCCGGGCUGAUGUACGAUUUAACCGAGCGUUGGGAUAUGGCCUUCUACGUGGGUGGUUUCUUCCUCAUACUGUCCGGAGUGUGCUCCUGGGCCGUUGGAUACCUGCCGGCUACUCCUGAUGAUGAUGAUGAUGAUGAUGACGACGAAAAGGACAACGAAGCAUUAAGCUCGACCAUUACUGAAUAGAAUACGAAAAAAAAUCUCGUUUGUCGCUUAUGGAAUCAGUACUUAUGACGUUUGUUUUCCUGUAGAAGUAUUAACGUUAAUAUUCUUCCUAGUGAUAUUUCCCACGUGACAAAAGCAGUUCAGCUACCUCAAACAUUUUAAAACCCGAUUUUAUACUCUCUUUUUUAGACAUCAUGAGCUGAGGGUAAACACAUUUUUUUAUUUUGUUUUUGCGAAAGCUAGUGCCUUUUGAAUUUUACUACGUGUUAGCAAGAAUACUAUUUAAAAUUUUCUUUGUUAUUCGUUUUGAAAGUAAGUCUGGGGAGUACUCUAGGUUGAAUAAACUCGAGUACAUCGGGCAUUAUUUGGAAAUGUUUGAGAUGCCGCUAUAAGAAUCAAAUCAGUUUUUAGUAUGUAGUGAUUUUUAUUAAAUGGUUCAUAUGCCGCUUCCAACAUACGAAUGUGGUUUCAGUUGUACUCGAGUGGCGAUAUCGAUAGAUGAAUCGCAAGAACUACUUUAAACAAUAUAUAGGUGCAUAACUAAUAUAUGUAAGGUCCAAUGUCGAAUUAUGUAGCCAGUUUGUUUGGAAUUGAUUGAAUUUAUUAAAUACAGGUAAUUAUUUUGCACUACAGGUAGAAAGAUGAGAUUAGACAAUAUAAUGUUCAGGUUCAUUCAAUUUAACUUUAGGCAUAAUUACCUUUAGAAAAUAUAGAAACAAAAAAACUACAGUAAAAUUGAACUUCUUUUUUUCAAAAAUGUUUAGGUGAUAAAACUAGGCACUGAUAAUUAAAUUAUAUUGAACGUUACAAGACAACGAUGGCUAGAACAGACAUAUUCUCAAUAUUUAUAUAAUCAAGUACUUACAUUACACCUCCAUCUGUUCAUUACGUUUUUCAUGGUUAUAAAUCUAUAUUCUUUUUGGAAAAAAUUAACAAUAAGUUGCAUAAUUUAUUUCCGAAAGUCCUAAACUGUAAUGCAUUUCAGUCUCAAUAAAACUUUUCUUGAAGAAGUGGCAGUAAACAUGAACAACAUACAAUGCAUUCACUGAAUCAAUUUGACCCAGAAGUAAGUUUCCUGCUUUUGUUUCAAAUCAUUGGCUUUAGUUUUAAUAAAUGGUUUUUACUCACCUUUACAAUAAUGAAUUUCUCGUUUUUUUUGAAUACCAGAAUAAAUCGAGCCCUUAACCAAUUUAAAUUAAUUUAACCAGAACUGUACCAUGUGGCCAUGCGUUGUUGUGAUUUGAGCUAUUUUUCCCUCGAUGAUUGCGUUAAACGAAUUUGGUGUGUGUUUUGUACAUUCGAGAUAAGCAUAAAGAAUUAUCAUUUAGAUUGUCAUUCAAAACUAUCACUCACUGAGGCACGUCACAAAACACAAUAUUCAAUUCAAUUCUAUCUUCUGGGUAAGUUACGGUGUAUUUUAGGUGCAAGAAAAUGUUUUUAUAUUUUGUCAUGCUCAAUAAUGUAACAAUCUUGAACCUGUACCAAAAUUUAAUAAACGUCUUAUAUUACCUAUUUUCAAACAUUUUCAAUUAUUAGGAGCUCUUCUUGUCUUCAACCUAAAUACCCUAUAUCCCCUGUAAUUGAUGAAUGAGAAAACCGCAGAAGAAAAAACAGUCUCGUGAGUUUUUAUUGAUAUUACCCCAGAACGACCCUAUAGAAGGUGACUUUAAUUUCCUCGGAAACCUCACCCAACCACUCCUAUUUCAAUUCUAAUAAUUUCUUUAUCAGCCUCUUUGAAAAUUCAUUCAAUAUAUACCAAUACAAUUUCAUUACUUAU